AUGACGGCAGCCAAUACCUCCAUUUGGUCAGCUGAGGCAAUUUUGGGAAAUUUGAAAUUUGAAGAAUCAUUUGAGCAACGGAAAAAACAAACGAAGAGAAAACUCUCGCGGCAAGCGCCGGAUUUGAGUGACUUGGCAUGUCUUGGGAAUGGCCGUGUGCAUUCGGAAAUCUGGAAGAUUUGA
Molecule: messenger RNA, 183 nt
Organism: Penicillium vulpinum
Lineage: Eukaryota; Fungi; Ascomycota; Eurotiomycetes; Eurotiales; Aspergillaceae
Exons: 2
Coding region: 1-183 (60 amino acids)
Source: RefSeq, a predicted model, not a curated record